AUGUUGUACCUCUCUCGCCAUCGUGAAAGUCUUCUAACACAAGCUCCACAGUCGCGACAGCUUGAAGCCUUUGGCCGCACCGUCCAUGCCACCGCCAGCCAUUUUAUCGGCCCUCUCACAGGCGACCCUCACCAUUACCAAACCGCCCUGGGCGACAUCCACCGCGAGCUCCGCCGACCCUUGAUACAGCGCUCCGUCUUUGAGCUUGCCAAAGCUUCGCCCAAGGAGCUUGUCCGCUCUACUUUCUCCACCACCGAGAUCCAGCACCGCGCUCUAGUCCACCUCCCCGACGAUCUCCUCCGCCACAUCCCCGAACGCUCCAGCACUUACUCACUAUUCCAGGGCUUCCAGGCUUCCAAACCGGAAGAGAAGAAAAAGUCUGCCCGCAGCAACGACAAAGGCCAGAAACUACUCGCCCAUGAGAGCGACGAUGAAGCAGAUCCAACCACUCCUGCAGCCGCCCUGAAGAAGCUCAAGUCAAAGAAGGGUACCAUGGAGCACCGCUUGGAGAUGAUGGGCAUUCGCAAGAACAUGUGCAUCUCCGAGAUCAAAGAGAUCGAUACCAAGAUUGCCAAUCUCAACACUAUGAGGAAGAUUGUCCUUCAACGACUGGCCGGUCACGAGCAGGAAGAGGUCGACCUCGAAAACGAGAUACAAGAAAUGUCCGAGAAGCUCUCUGACUUGCAGGAGGAAAUGGAAGAUGCUGCUGCCCUGGCUACCAAAUCCCCACCACUGGAACCUACACCGGACACGCCUGCCGAUCUGGCCGAGUCUACCGAAACUUUCAUGUCUGAAUCUGUAUACGAGAAACUGCCUGACCCCUCGCCGACCAAGACGGACAAAGAAAAAGAAAAGGAAAAGGAGAGGAAGAAGCGCCGUGUAAACAGGCGCAAGUCCAUGCCGGUAUUGCACGAGCACAUGGAGAAGGGCUCUCGCAUCCGCGAGUUCCAAGCCCACAACGACAUGAUUACCGCUCUGGACUUUGACGCUCCUUUUGGCACUCUUGUUUCCGCCGCCCUCGACGACACAGUUCGCGUUUGGGAUCUGAACGCUGGAAGAUGCAUAGGUCUCCUUGAAGGCCACCACGCUUCAGUACGCUGCUUGCAGGUACAAGACAAUUUUGUUGCCACUGGCUCAAUGGAUGCUAGUAUUCGCUUCUGGGACCUGAACCAAGCCGAAUAUUCCCCUCCGCCAUCAUCGCGGAAUAACAGAUUUGGUCGUUCAUCCGAGGACGAGGAAGACGAUGCCGACAUGUUCUCUGAUCCUGAAUUGGACCCUCUUCCCGUCGCACCUACAUCUUCCAUGCAAGACUGUCUGGUUACCGAGCUUUCUGCUCACGUGGCAGAAGUUACCGCCCUCCACUUCCACAAGAACACUCUUGUUUCUGGUUCGGCUGACAAGACGCUUCGCCAGUGGGACUUGGAGAAUGGCCGUUGCGUGCAAACACUUGAUGUCAUGUGGGCAGCCGCUCAGGCCAGUGUAUCGAACAAUAGCUUUGGCGCCCCUUCUCCAGCUGCUGCAGACCCAGCUGCCUCGGAGGGAUGGUGGCGACCUGCUUCCGGCCGCUUACCGCCUGCCGAAGCGGACUUUGUAGGUGCCAUUCAAGUGUUUGAAACAGCAUUGGCAUGCGGUACUGCCGAUGGUAUGGUUAGACUCUGGGACUUGAGAAGUGGCAAUGUGCAUAGAAGUUUGGUUGGUCAUACAGGCCCCAUCACGUCUUUGGCGUUCUCUGGCAUUCAUAUGGUGACUGGCAGUGCUGACCGUAGUGUUCGGGUAUGUUGUGUCCUUGUAUACAACUCGGCGACAUGUGCUAANCAUCAUUCACAGAUUUGGGACCUCCGUACUGGUGGAAUUAUCGACGCAUUUGCAUACGAAUCACCAAUCGUCGACUCAUCGGUCGACGCCAGACAUAUCGUGUCGGCGAUUGGUGAGUCGGUGGUCAAAGUCUACGACAAAACCGAUGGCAACCAAUGGGACUGCGGGCCUGGGGCGUCGGAAACGGAAGAGGAAGACCAAGGGCCGCUUUCCACCAUCGAGCGUAUCCGCAUCAAGGACGGCUAUCUGGUUGAAGGUAGAAAAGACGGAGUUGUCGGCGUGUGGUCAUGUUGA
Aureobasidium uvarum is the source of this 2109-nucleotide messenger RNA. The record is from the annotation of a GenBank genome assembly. Lineage: Eukaryota; Fungi; Ascomycota; Dothideomycetes; Dothideales; Saccotheciaceae.